AUGAAGAACAUGGGCGGCCGGCCACACGCUUCUCUCCUCUCGUGUGGCCGCCCCCCUUUUCUUUUUGCGCUCCCGUUUUGCUCACAUCAUGGCGCAGUGCUCGACUUUGGCAAGAUCAUCAAGGGCGCCGUCGAGAAGCAGGGCAUGCUCGGCUGGCAGUUCAACACGGUCGGCGUGUCGGACGCCAUCACCAUGGGCGGCGACGGCAUGCGCUUCUCGCUGCAGACGCGCGAGCUCAUCGCCGACUCCAUCGAGUCCGUCACCUCGGCGCAGCACCACGACGCCAACAUCGCCAUCCCCGGGUGCGACAAGAACAUGCCCGGCGUGGUCAUGGCGGCGGCGCGCCACAACCGGCCCUUCAUCAUGGUCUACGGCGGCACCAUCCGCAAGGGCCACUCGUCGCUGCUCGGCCGCGCCGUCAACAUCAGCACCUGCUACGAGGCCGCGGGCGCGCACGCCUACGGAAAGCUCCACGCCGUUGCCACCCCUGACGCUGCCGGUGGUGGUACUGGCAACAGCAGCAGCAGUAGUAGCGGCGCCGACGUCCUCGACGACAUCGAGCGCCACGCCUGCCCCGGCGCGGGCGCCUGCGGCGGCAUGUACACGGCCAACACCAUGGCCACGGCCAUCGAGGCCAUGGGCCUGACGCUGCCGGGCUCGUCGUCGUACCCGGCGCAGUCGCCCGAGAAGGCGCGCGAGUGCGAGCGCGUCGGCGAGGUCAUCCGCACCACCAUGGAGCGCGACAUCCGCCCGCGCGACCUCCUCACGCGCGCCGCCUUCGAGAACGCCCUGGUGCUGACCAUGAUCCUCGGCGGGUCGACCAACGGCGUGCUGCACUUCCUCGCCAUGGCCAACACGGCCGGCGUCGCGCUCGGCCUCGACGACGUCCAGCGCGCCAGCGACCGCACCCCGCUGCUCGCCGACCUGGCCCCCAGCGGGCGCUACCUCAUGGAGGACCUGUACGCCGUGGGCGGCACCCCGAGCGUGCUCAAGAUGCUCAUCGCCAGGGGCCUCAUCGACGGCUCCGUCAUGACCGUCACGGGCCGCUCCCUCGCCGACAACGUCGCCGACUGGCCGAGCCUCGACCCGGGCCAGCGCAUCAUCCGCCCGCUCGAGGACCCCAUCAAGCCCACCGGCCACAUCCGCAUCCUGCGCGGCAACCUCGCCCCCGGCGGCGCCGUCGCCAAGAUCACCGGCAAGGAGGGCCUGUCCUUUACCGGCCGCGCCCGCGUCUUCGACCGCGAGCGCGACCUCAACGACGCCCUGUCCCGCGGCGCCAUCCGCCGCGACGACGGCAACCUCGUGCUCGUCGUGCGCUACGAGGGCCCCAAGGGCGGGCCCGGCAUGCCCGAGCAGCUGCGCGCCAGUGCCGCCAUCAUGGGCGCCGGGCUCGACAACGUCGCCCUCGUCACCGACGGGCGCUACAGCGGCGCCUCGCACGGCUUCAUCGUCGGCCACGUCGUCCCCGAGGCCGCCGUCGGCGGGCCUAUUGCCCUGCUGCGCGACGGCGACGAGGUCACCAUCGACGCCGUCCGCAAUAGCCUCGACGCCGCCGUCUCCGACGAGGAGAUGGCCCGUCGCAGGACCGAGUGGCGCGCCCCCGAGCCGAGGGUCAAGAGGGGCGUCCUGGCAAAGUACGCCAAGCUCGUCGGUGACGCGAGCCAUGGCGCCGUCACCGACGGGUGGUGA
Messenger RNA from Purpureocillium takamizusanense, 1689 nucleotides. RefSeq names its product Dihydroxy-acid dehydratase. The transcript has 2 exons. Gene Ontology annotation, biological process: branched-chain amino acid biosynthetic process. The record is from RefSeq and is a predicted model, not a curated record. NCBI's taxonomy places the organism in Eukaryota, Fungi, Ascomycota, Sordariomycetes, Hypocreales, Ophiocordycipitaceae. Gene Ontology annotation, cellular component: mitochondrion. Gene Ontology annotation, molecular function: dihydroxy-acid dehydratase activity. The coding region runs from base 1 to 1689 and encodes 562 amino acids.